Messenger RNA from Caenorhabditis bovis, 1011 nucleotides. The record is from the annotation of a GenBank genome assembly. NCBI's taxonomy places the organism in Eukaryota, Metazoa, Nematoda, Chromadorea, Rhabditida, Rhabditidae.
AUGUCGAGCCGCAAACGGGUCCGAAAGGCUGAAAGCGACGAUGAUGAUGAUGGAGCGACGUGGGCCUGUCAAUCGUGCACAUUUCAAAAUCGAUACGACACAUUUCGUUGCGAGAUGUGCGAAUCGAGGCGCGGAACGUCGACAAGAAAAGCGAGGCUGAGCGAGAACGUUGUGGAGAUGCAAAAAACGGUGCAUGAUAUGAUGUUGAAGCAGGCAGAAAAGGAAAGACAAAUAAGGCGAAAAGAGCAAAACUUGUUUCGGUCGCUGACGCCUGCAUCUUCGACAAGAGGAGCCAGUCCGGCAUUGUCGCAACGAAGUGGAUCACCGAAUCCACGAUCGAAUAGCUCAACUAGGAAAAGUACGCCGGUAUCGAAUGGAAAAGUGAAAAAGGAGGAGAUGAAGCGGAGAACGUGCGUAAAGGAAAACACCCCGAAGCCGGAGUCGAGACGAACAAAACGGGAGGCAGCGGAUAUUGUUGAUCUCAAGAAGGUAAAAGAGGAGCCCUCCGAAUCACCGUCGGAUUCCAAAAAAAUGGCAAAAGAGCUGAAAAUGGAGAAGAAGUUUUCGUUGCCGCUUGAGAAAUCACCAAAUAGUCCGCCGGUUAUAAAGAAGGAGAUUGGAGUUAUGGAGGACGCUUCGAAAUUGAAACCGUCAACAUCAAAAGCUAACGACGAUGUGAUAAUGAGUCCGCCACCAACGUUAUCAAAGCAUACCACGCCAUUGAAACGACCAAGCGCUCCAUCAACUCCUAAUUUGAGCCCAGCGAAUUCCAGACAAUCUUAUGAGACAGAUUUAUCAUCGGACUCGUCAAGUUCAUUAGCUAGAAGCCUUGAGCCACCAUCAGAUGAGCGGCGACAAAUAAGCGCAUCGCGGAGAAUUCCAGACUACAAAAUUCAGCGAGACAUCGCCAAGAAAAUUGUAAUUGAGGUUAAUGGAAUUCCCGCGGUGUUUUAUGAAUUCGCCAGGCGAAUUCCACCCAACAAUGCGGCGGCUGCUUCAAAUUCAAGUUAA